AUGGUAUCCUCAUCGGAGAUGGAACACGACACGCGAUGUCUCGAGCCUGCGAAUGUGACACCCCGCACACCUUCUGUUACAGAGAGCCGGGAAGAUCUCACUCCACGUCCGAUCAAAUCAAACAAAUGGAACGACCCGAGAUCAAAUAUCAUUCGUGUGCUGACCACGUUCUGGGUAUUCUUUGUCAUGGGGGCUAACGAUGCGGCGUACGGCGCUAUAUUACCUUAUCUCGAGGAAUACUACAACAUCCCGUAUAUGGUCGUGUCCUUGGUAUUCCUCUCACCAUUAGUGGGCUACGUCCUGGCGGCAUUGGUCAACAACCAGCUGCAUAUGGUCCUGGGACAGCGAGGAGUGGCUCUCAUUGCACCAGCCUGCCAUCUCAUUGCGUAUAUCAUCAGUUGCAUCCAUCCCCCAUACCCCGUGUUAGUUGUGGCGUACAUCUUUGCGGGGAUUGCAAAUGGACUUCACGAGGCGGCGUGGAAUACCUACAUAGGGAGUUUGGAAAACCCCAACGAGCUUUUAGGCCUACUUCAUGGGGUUUACGGCCUUGGUGCGGUGAUCAGCCCGUUAGUGGCUACAAACAUGAUUACCAAAGCAAAAGUGCCAUGGUAUUAUUUUUAUUUCUUCAUGAUCGGUAUAUCUGUUGUCGAGGCUGUGGCAUGCCCGGUGGUUUUCUGGCAAUUCACAGGGGCCGCCUUUCGACAAUCUCAUGAACAAUCUCACGGGGAUACGGGUGAACAGGGCAAGAAUGGGCUUCGGGAUGCCCUUUUCACCCGUCCCGCUGCACGCGUGUCCUGGCUCUCUUCCUUUGUCCUACUGUUUUAUGUGGGAGUGGAGGUGACGAUCGGCGGUUGGAUCGUUACAAUCAUGAUGGAAGUGCGGCACGCAGAGCCAUUCCCCAGCGGCAUGACAGCGACUGGGUUUUGGCUAGGAAUAACGGCAGGACGAAUGGUAUUAGGGUUUGUUACAGCGCGACUGGGCGAGAAAUUAGCCACAACUAUCUACAUUGCUUGUGCAAUAGCGUGUGCGUUGGUUGUAUGGUUGGUUUCCAAUUUUUAUGUCUCUGCGGUAGUGGUGUCAAUCCAGGGUUUCUUCCUCGGUCCACUAUUUCCCUGCGUGGUCGCGGUCAUAACCAAGCUUCUCCCCAAGAAUCUCCAUGUCGCGGCGAUUGGCUUCGUGGCGGCGUUCGGAGGGGCUGGCGCAGCAGUCAUUCCAUUUGUGGCCGGCGCAAUUGCACAGGGAAGUGGAGUUAAGUCCCUCUUGCCGUUCGUCGUGGGCGUUUCGGCGGGCAUAUUACUGCUUUGGCUGGGCUUACCACCACUGAGAAAGAGUGGAGCCCAGCAAUAG
Molecule: messenger RNA, 1347 nt
Organism: Aspergillus bombycis
Lineage: Eukaryota; Fungi; Ascomycota; Eurotiomycetes; Eurotiales; Aspergillaceae
Product: MFS transporter
Exons: 5
Coding region: 1-1347 (448 amino acids)
Biological process (GO): transmembrane transport
Cellular component (GO): membrane
Molecular function (GO): transmembrane transporter activity
Source: RefSeq, a predicted model, not a curated record